Messenger RNA from Carcharodon carcharias (great white shark), 5109 nucleotides. RefSeq names its product plexin-B1-like. The record is from RefSeq and is a predicted model, not a curated record. Gene Ontology annotation, biological process: positive regulation of axonogenesis; regulation of GTPase activity; negative regulation of cell adhesion. The transcript has 27 exons. NCBI's taxonomy places the organism in Eukaryota, Metazoa, Chordata, Chondrichthyes, Lamniformes, Lamnidae. The coding region runs from base 136 to 4407 and encodes 1423 amino acids. Gene Ontology annotation, molecular function: semaphorin receptor activity; protein binding. Gene Ontology annotation, cellular component: semaphorin receptor complex.
UGAGCAGUCAAAGAGUUAACAGUUACAGGUGCCUGAAUGUGACGUAGAGACAUCACCCUGUCCGCCUGUCUCAGUCUCGCCGUUGGUGCCCAGGUAUCGGCUGUUCCUGAGGUGUGGGAACUGAGCUCAGCGGUGAUGGGCGUCUCCUUGGCUGCCGGCUCCGCCCUGCUGGGUGCCCUCCUCCUCCUGACCCCCGUCCCCCGGCUCGUCCGCUCGUAUCCCUCCUUCGCCCGCCCGGGAAUCCUCUUCAACCACUCGGCCGUCGACCCGGUGACCGGCCACGUGUACCUGGGAGCGGUGAACCGCCUCUACCAGUUGAGCGGCCGGCUCGAGCUGCUCUCCGAGGGCCGGACGGGCCCCGUGGAGGACAGCCGGGACUGCGUGCCCCCCAUCGGCCCGACAAACUGCCCCCAGGCCCGGCCGGCCGACGUCCACAACAAGCUGCUGCUGGUCGACCGGGGGGGCGGCGCGCUGCUGGCCUGCGGCAGCGCCCACCAGGGGGUGUGCGAGAAGCGGGGGCUGGGGGCGGUGGGGGAGGUGCUGGACCGGGAGGCCCAGCCCGGAGAGACCCAGUACGUGGCCGCCGACGACCCUGGCACCCCCACGGUGGGGGUGGUGGGUUGGGCGGGUGGGCGGAGGGCCCUGUUCGUGGGGCGCGGCUACACCCACCGGGCUACCGAUGCCCCCAUCGCCACCCGGAGCCUGGACGGGCCCCACCCUUUCUCCAACGAGGAGAUGGGCCGCUUGGCUGUGGGAGCCUUCGCCGAUUAUGACCACCGCUUCUCCGCGGCCCUCGCCCGGGGCGGGUAUGUCUACUUCCUCUUCUCCCGGCGGGGGUCCAGGGCCCGGAGGGGAGGUGGGGGUUACCAGCCCUACCUGGGCCGCAUCUGCGCCAACGACACCCACUACUACUCCUACGUGGAGGCGCCACUGAGCUGCCGGGGGGAGGGGUUCCCCGGCCGGGGUUCCGAGCUGGCCCUGGCCGGGGUCCUGGGCGCCGCCGGGGCGGCCGGCGGGAGCGCCCUCUUCGCCCUCUUCGCCGAGGGGGACACCCCCCACCACCCACUCCAGGCACGGCCCACGGACCGGGCCGCCCUCUGCCUCUACCCGCUGGGCAUCGUGGACCGGUACAUCGAGGGGGCCCGGCAGGCCUGCUACUCUUCCCCCAACACCCAGGAGGCCCGCGUGGAGUACAACGUCAAGUCCAGCUGCACCCGGCUGCGCAAGGAAUCUCUCAGGAAGUACCCCUGCGGAGACGAACACACCCCCAGCCCCAUCGCCAGCCUGGUCCCCAUUCCGGCCGUCGCCGUGGUAACGGCCCCCAUCCGACUGACAGCCGUGGCGGUCGCCACGGAGAUGAACAACACCAUCGUGUUUCUGGGUGAUCGGCUGGGGAGGCUUCACAAGGUUUUCCUGAAGUCUCUCACCGAGGCCCAGGAGUUCAGCGUCCUGACCGUCCAGCGAGGCUCUCCGAUCAGCAAGGACCUGUUCCUGGACCCGUCCGGUAACCACCUCUACGUCCUGACAUCAUCGCAGGUGACCAGGAUCCCGGUGGCUGAGUGCUGGAGAUACUUGAACUGUACCAGCUGCCUCAAAGCCCAGGACCCUUACUGUGGAUGGUGUGUGCUGGACGGUAGAUGUUCCAGGAAACUGGAGUGCGCCCGUCAUCAGGAAGCCAAUCACUGGCUGUGGUUCUACGACGCGAAUGGACAGUGCCUCUCCGUGCAGAGCAAGAUCCCAGCCAACCUGAGUCGGGAGGAGCAGGCGGAGGUGACGCUGACCCUUGACCGGGUUCCGAAUCUCAAGCCCGGGGAAGGAUUGAAAUGCUCGUUCGGCGAAGAGCUCACCCAGGCCGUCCUUGUGGGCAAGCAGCUGACCUGCCUGUCGCCCAGCCCUGAGAGACUGCCCGGCAACGACCCUGGCAAAGGUGAUGUGACGAUGGAGUUGGCCGUUCUCUUCGCUGAUGUCACUGUCGUCUCCACAGAAUUUGUUUUCUACGACUGCAGCGCGAUGACCAGGCUGCACCCUCUCUCCCCGUGUCAGGCGUGCGUUACCAGCGCCUGGAACUGUAAAUGGUGUGUGCACCAGCAUCGCUGCCUGUACAAUGCGGCGUGUGGAUCAGAGGUCAUCGUCUUCAGCCGGAACGACCAUGAGGCUGCGAUGAGCGGGCCUGACCAUUGCCCCUACGUAGAGUGGAAAGAGGGGUCAACGCUGAUUCCUGUGGGCCAGGAGAGAACUCUGAAGUUGAGUGGGUGGAACCUGGACCUAUUGGAAAGCGAGGACCUAGAAUAUCAGUGCGUACUCGAUAUGGAGAACUAUCUGGUGAAAUUGAAAGCAGAUGUACAGAGAGAUACACGGCAUCCUGGAAUGUACAAUAUAACCUGUCAGGCUGCAAAGUUUCAUUAUUCAGCUGCGAGAAUGGUAUAUGAAGUCAGUGUUUAUGUCCAGACAGGAGGCUCAUCCCGAAUUGACAGUAGAACAGACUUGACAGUCACCCUCUACGACUGUGCCAUCGGCCAAUCGGACUGCAGCCGCUGCCAGGUGACUGAUGUCAGGCUGGGCUGUGUGUGGUGCGGAGGGGACGUGCCCGCCUGCGUGUACCAGGAGUCCUGCCCGGCGCAGGUGGUACAGAGCUGCCCCCUCCCCAGGAUCGAGCAGGUCUGGCCGCUCACAGCUCCGCCCGAGGGCGGGGUCUCACUCACCAUCACCGGGACAGACCUGGGACAGAGAGUCACCGAUAUCGAGCACGGGGUAGAGGCAGCCGACCUGCCUUGCAUCGUCGAUCCCACCAAAUAUCGAGCCUCCGCCAGGGUUGUGUGCACAGUGUCUGCGAGCGACAGGGAGUUAUCGGGACCAGUGAAGGUCACAGUGAAAGGCAGAGCUCCAGUCAUCUCGAGCCACACAUUCACAUACCAGGAACCCGAGCCCAACUCCCUCUCUCCGACCAGAGGGCCACUUGCUGGUGGGACCACACUGACUCUCCGAGGAUCCAAGUUACUGACGGGCAGUCAGAGUGAUAUCAGUGUGUUUGUGGGAGACCUCCCCUGUUACAUAGUGGGGAAUGUGGAGUUUGACCAGUUGCACUGUCGGACCAGCCCCUCUAACCAGACCGUGGAGCUGCAAGUGUCGGUGAAGUACGGACAGGCGUGGAAGGUUCUGGAAAACGUGGUGUACGAGUACACCAGCAACCCACAGUUAACAGGAGCCAAGCCAACCAGCAGCUACAUUGGGGGGGGACGGGCGAUCCACGUCCACGGCCAGGAUCUGACCAUCGUCCAGCUUCCCCGACUGCAGGUCUGGCUGGAUCCCAGCGUCCGAGAGAGGAGGGAGGAGGGGAGGACAUCCCAGCCCAUCUCCGAGACCACCUCGCAGGGCAGACAGCUUGCUGACCUUCUCAUUCUCCUUGCCCCGUGUCCAGAAUGGCGGGCGGGGGUCGCAGGUCACUUGACCCUGUCGAACGAGGACCUGACCUCUGUCGUCGAGGGCCUGUGGAAACGCUUGAACACGCUGCAGCACUACCAGGUCCCAGAUGGAGCGACAGUGGCCCUUGUCCCCCGGACUAACACCGUUCUGGUGAAGGAGACUCACCGAGAUUACCUGCUGGGAGAGAAGACCCCAAUGCUGGAUGAUGUUGAGGAGGGGGCUGUGAAAUAUUGGCACUUGGUCAAACCCCUGGAAGAGUCCGAGGUCCUCAGGCAGAGACGCAGCAGCUUCCGAGAGCGAGAGCGAGCGAAAGUCAUUCCCGAAAUCUACCUGACCAGGCUCCUGUCCAUGAAGGCGAUACACCAGAAGUUUGUGGAUGAUGUGUUCCAGAUCAUUCUGAGCGCCAGUAACCCUGUCCCCUUGGCUGUCAAGUACUUCUUUGACUACCUGGAUGACCAGGCAGCGAGAUAUGGCAUUGUGGACCCGGAGAUCAUCCACAUCUGGAAGACAAACAGUUUGCCUCUGCGGUUCUGGCUGAAUAUCCUGAAGAAUCCCCACUUCAUUUUUGACAUUCAGCUUUCGGACAAUGUCGAUGCUGCUCUCUCCGUCAUCGCCCAGACCUUCAUGGAUUCCUGUACCACCACCGAGCACAAAGUGGGCCGGGAUUCCCCAAUUAAUAAGCUUCUGUAUGCGAAGGAGAUCCCACGAUACAGACAGAUGGUGGAAGAGUACUAUUCAGAUGUCCGGCAGAUGACCCCAGUGAGUUACCAGGAAAUGAACUGCUCAUUGACGGAACUGUCUGCUAACUGUGGGCCCGCGCUGAACAGCAUAGUAGCACUCCAUGACCUCUACAAAUAUAUUAGCAAAUACUAUGACCAGAUUAUGAUCACCUUGGAAGCUGAUCCAGCAGCUCAAAAGAUGCAGCUCUCUUACCGGCUCCAACAGGUAGCGGCACUAGUGGAAAAUAAGGUGACAGAUUUAUAACCAAGGGGAGGCGAUGGAGGAGAGCGCUCGGGAGAGACAGAGGAAGGGACCAUGGACUCUCCAGGACCAGCGACUCCCAGUCUCCCGUCUCCUCCAGCCACCUAACAUUCCGGUACCACUCCGGAGAAAACCAGAGACCGAGGGGGAAGAUUUUUCAUGUGGCUGGAGAGGCCGAUGGGUUGGUCCCAGGGGCUGUAGAGUUCUACAGCUCCGGAAGAGACCCUUCAGCCCAUCGCUUGACUUGCAAACUCUGGACGUUUCCACCACUGGAAGGAAGUGGGGGAGAGAUUCCCACCUUGGAACCCCCGGAUUAUUUAUAACACUAACUUUUGCGUUAUUUUGUACAGAGAUCCCCAGGAAAUGACGAUCUGUGCUCCCCCCGGAAGGAGCUGGGCUCAGGGCUCCUUCCGCUGGACUGUCAGGCGGCUGUGGGACUGGGAGUCAUGGGGCAGCCUUGAUCCAGUGCUCAAUCCCAUAGCCGGCCUGGGACACAGAUCAGGGACCAGACUCCGAUGGGGUGGAUAAAGAGAUCGUGGGGCUGAGGCAAUCACUGGAUAGAAACCAGGAUAGCUCCAGAAUGAUUGCUCUCUCUCUCUGUCUCUGUCUCUCUGCCUCUCUCUGUCUCUGUGUCUCUCUCUCUCUCUCUCUGUCUCUCCCUUUCUCUGUCUCUCUCUCUCUCCCUCUCUGUCUCUCUCUCUCUAU